Molecule: messenger RNA, 6861 nt
Organism: Alosa alosa (allis shad)
Lineage: Eukaryota; Metazoa; Chordata; Actinopteri; Clupeiformes; Clupeidae
Product: protocadherin alpha-C2-like
Exons: 4
Coding region: 556-3522 (988 amino acids)
Biological process (GO): homophilic cell-cell adhesion
Cellular component (GO): plasma membrane
Molecular function (GO): calcium ion binding
Source: RefSeq, a predicted model, not a curated record
GGUGCCGUACGCUGUAUCGCGUGGCCAUGCACUGAGCAGACCGCUUGAAAGCAUUCAAUUCGGUUGCUCUUUAUUCCUGAGGUGCUGAAAAGCUGCCUGGUAUAUUUGGGCACGCUAUAGCUACCCCUCCCCCGCCGCUCGGUACCACACAAUCACACUCAGCCGUGGAAAGAGAGGAGAAUGAUGGGGUGAAACGAGAAUGGGAGGGGUGCUAGAUGUGAGGUAGGGAUGGGUGGGAGUCAGUGAGAGAGAGCAAGGGAGAGAGAGAGGGAGCGAGCGCGCGCGAGAGAUAUGCAGCACCAGUGGAAGGGAAACACACCCGUCAGCGGCGCGCAGAGAGAGAGAGAGGAAAAAAAGACUUCACGGACAAAGGAAAUAUGGACGCGACUGAGAGGUAUCCAUGUACACUAAAGUCGGAACGGAUAUCUUUCACGUAUUGCACAUAAAUGGGAAACCUCUCGGUUUACUUUGAUGCUGUGGUCGGAGGUAAUUUUCUGCAAAUUAAAGAAGACGGGAAGCUGUAUUUAAUCCGUCUGCGGAUCCGAUGAUCUUGCAAUGGCUUUUGCCGGUAAAUGUAACUGCAUAGAAAUUAAUGUGCCUCUUUCUUUUUUGGUACUGCUAUUAUUUUGUGGCCUUGCUUUUGGAGAGAUACAAUUUUCAGUUGUAGAGGAACUGGAAAAUGGGGCAGUUGUACGUGACAUCGCACAGGAUUUGGGUUUGGAUAUCCGAAAGCUCUCCACCCGAAAGAUUAAGGUAACCUCUAACAACGGUAAGAGGUAUCUCGAUAUUAAUAAGAGCGGAAGAUUAUUUGUCAAUGACAGAAUCGACAGAGAGGCAUUGUGUGAUUCAAGCAGUUCUUGUCGUUUGAAUUUCGAAGUGCUUCUUGAAAAUCCGUCUGAGGAACACAAUGUCGAGGUGGACAUACUGGACGCAAAUGACAAUGCGCCGCAAUUCCCGAGGGACGAAUACCAGUUAGAAAUUACAGAAUCGGCGUUGCCGGGAUCUCGUUUCCCCAUCGAGCACGCCCAAGACCCUGAUGUGGGUUCAAACUCGGUUCGACAGUAUCGCCUCAGCCCAAACGAGCACUUUGCUCUCGAUUCCAACAAGCCAUCCCUGAACAGCAAGCACAUCGAGCUCGUGCUCAAAAAGCCGCUGGAUCGCGAGCAAACGCCUUACCACGAGUUAAUAUUGACAGCCUCAGAUGGUGGCUCUCCGGCCUUGACAGGUACCGCCAAAAUUAACGUCCGUGUUCUGGAUUCGAAUGACAACGUGCCUGUGUUUGACAGUUCCGUGUAUAAAGUCAAGCUGCUGGAGAACUCGCCUAAGGACACAUUAGUGAUCAAGCUCAAUGCCACGGACCUCGACGAGGGCACAAAUGGCGAGGUGUUCUUCUCAUUUAGUAGCUACACCCCCGAGAGGGUCAGACAGAUGUUCUCCAUGGACACCAACACAGGAGAGAUCCGUGUCAAGAGCAACGUGGACUAUGAGGACACCACCUCCUAUGAGAUGUACAUCCAAGCCAUGGACAAAGGGCCUGCUGCUGUUGCAGCCCACUGCAAAGUGGUGGUGGAGGUGGUGGACGUGAACGACAAUGUCCCCGAGAUCGUCCUCUCGUCGCUGUCCAGCCCUGUGCGCGAAGAUGCCCGUGCCGACACCGUGGUGGCGCUGAUCAGUGUGACGGACCGUGACUCGGGCCCCAACAAGCAAGUGAGCCUGGAGAUCCAGCCUGGUCUGCCAUUCAAGAUCAAGUCCUUUCGCAACUACUACACCCUGGUGACCUCCGCCUUCUUGGACCGCGAGACGACGGCGGCGUACAACGUGACCCUGAGCGCGACGGAUGGAGGCACGCCACCCCUCUCCUCGCAGAAGACCAUACAGGUGGACGUGGCCGACGUCAACGACAACCCCCCCAGAUUCGAGCAGACCUCCUACACUGUCUACGUGCCUGAGAACAACGCCCCGGGUGCCUCCCUCUGCACCGUCAAGGCCAUGGACUCGGACGUCAACGAAAAUGCCCGCAUCACCUACACCGUCCUUAACGACAACAACCACGGCAUUCCCGUCACCUCCUACGUCUCCAUCAAGCCGGACACGGGUGUGGCCUACGCCCUGCGCUCCUUCGAUUACGAGUCACUGCGCGAGUUCCACUUUCAGAUCAAGGCGCAGGACGGAGGCAUCCCGCCACUGAGCCGCGUGGCCACCGUAUACAUCUACGUGAUGGACCAGAAUGACCACACGCCGGAGAUCAUCAACCCACCGGCCAAUGGCACGCGCUCCACCGAGACGGUGCCGAAGAACGCCGACCCGGGCGCCCUGGUGACCAAGGUGGUGGCGUACGAUGCUGACGCCGGCCCCAACGCCUGGCUCAUCUAUGUUCUGGAGCAGGCGUCUGACCUGGACUUGUUCAAGGUGCACGAGCAUACGGGCGAGGUGCGGACCACGCGCCGCGUCCUGGAGGACAACUCCACCUCAUUCAGCCUGACUGUUCUGGUGCGCGACCACGGCCUGCCGCCGCGCUCCUCCACCGCCACCAUCAAUGUGGCCAUCCUGGAGGCGCCGCCCAAGGUCAUGCCUGACCCCAAGCGCAUUGUCCGGCCGCACGGCCCGCUGGGCUUCUCCAACAUCACGCUCUACCUGAUCGUGGCCCUCAGCGCCACCACCUUCGUGUUCCUGGUCACCGUGGUGGUGCUGGCCAUCGUCCGCUGCCACGCCUACUGCUCUCAGCCUGGCUCCUGCUCCCCCUGCUGUGUCUCGCAGAAGGCGCCCAAGGACGGCGGCUCGGCGACCAUCGGAGCGGCCGCCAGUGCGGGAGGCCCCGGACAGCCCAACAACAACGUGGUGCUCCGCCGCGACCUCAAGGUGGAGCCGCACUACAUCGAGGUGCGCGGCAACGGCUCGCUGACCAAGACCUACUGCUACAAGACCUGCCUGACCGCCACGUCCGGCAGUGACACCUUCAUGUUCUACAACACGGGCCGGCCCAUCAGUGGCACCUGGGGAUCGGAGCGGUUCUUCACUGGCGGCAGCGGCUUUGUGAGGAGACUGAGCGUACCUGAUGCUGCCCUACAGUCUAAGGGACCAAAUGCUGACUGGCGAUAUUCUGCGUCUUUGAGGGCUGGAGUGGCAAGCUCGGUUCAAAUGGAGGAGGCUUCAGUGAUCCAGGGAGCCCAGGGGAUGCUGGUGCAGAACUGGCCAACAGUCUCCAGUGCUGCAGAUGGGGAUGGAGGCGAGGUGUCUCCCCCUGUUGGUGCCGGGAUCGACAGUAACAGCUGGCACUUCCGCUAUGGCUCUGGCCCCGGCUACAUCCCUCCUCAGGCCCUGAAGCCGGGAGAGCUGCCCCCGGAGGCCUUCAUCAUCCCCGGCUCCCCCGCCAUCAUCUCCAUCCGCCAGGACGCGGGCACCGGCGAUGACAAGGGCGACUUCAUUACAUUCGGCAAGAAGGAGGAGUCCAAGAAGAAGAAAAAGAAGAAGAAGGAGAAGAAGGACAAGAAAGACAAAGGGAAGGAUGACGGAGAAGAGUAGAUGAGAGCAAAAUGGGGCAACGCCAAAAAAACGACAUGAAAAAAAUAAUAAAAAAUACAAGACACCAACUUGAGUCCUAAAAAGAGACAGAGAGUCAACCAAAUAUGUAUUUAAACUUUUACAGAGAGGAGAGCUCGCCAAGAGGAAGGCCUCCCAAAGGGAUGACGAUUCGCUCUUCAAGUCUGAUGAGAAAAGACACUCUCUCUGUACCCCUUCCUUUUCAAUAAACCAACAUGAACCGAUCCACAGACAGCCUAAAAUUAGUCCCAUAAGAAGUUGCUACUUGCUUAUCUGAAUACAGAGCUGAAUUUGCUUGAUGCAAUUCUGAUCAGAUUGUCCAAUGGAGAUGACUGAAUUUCAUGUACCAAGCCAUUCUGAUUGUCGGUGCCCAUUCGAGCCUGUGUUAUAUUCAAGAAACCAGAUUUCGUUGUUUGAAAAACAAUGCAGAAACAGUGAUGAGGUGACGUGCUACAAAUUUGCUCUCGCCAUAAAUAUGAACCCUCCUUUCUUAGCACAGCACAUGUUGCCAUCACUGUCUUACUCUACUCUAACCAUUUUCCUGUCCAAUAAUUGAAGGGGAUGUAGACUGAUACAUCUCAAAGAGACUGAAGGAUAUCCACACAGACAUACAAUUGAUGAAUCCAUGUGGAAUCACCACUUUUCUGUCCUAUAAUAUAAUAAUGGUACAGAAAUAAGAACACGUUGCCAGACUGGACACACUGGUGUGUGUGUACUAUUCAAAAAGAACUGUGAAAUUGUAGCACCUAGUUGGGGUUCCAGUGAAUUUUAGGGGGGAACUGGUCUGGUCUGGUCUGUUCUGUUCUCAGAGAUGGUGCCACAGGCCGGCCUCUGCCCCGGGCCGCUAUGUAUGGAGUACAGCCACAGCUCUGUCCAUAGGGAGAACACAGCAAGACAGUAUGGGGUUUCUGAGUAUACUGUAGGCUGCAAGAAGGCCCACCUGUAAUUGAACCCCCACAUGCAUAUGAGAAUAACAUGCGCAAACAAAUGCAUACACAUAAACACAUAUGCACGUAUACACACACACACACACACACACAAACACACAGUCAGAUGUAAUUGAAGAUCAAAACCUAAUAUGAACAUGCACUAGACCUCGAAAAGACCUGUACACACACAGGCAUUUCCACAGUCACACACACACACACACACACACACACACACACACACACACACACAUAUUGGAGUAUCAGGGUUGAGGAACACACAUUCACACCAACACACCUCAAACUCCUGAUACUGUACAACUGUACACCCGCCACAGUGCAGAGGCACAAAGGCCUCUUCCGCAAGUCUGUAAUAUAUGGCAGGAAUGUCGCUUGUCGCUUCCUCUCCUCCCCGUGCCGCUCCGCUCCACCCAAACCCCCACCCUCCCGUUCUGAAUGUUCGAUAGUUGUUCUUAAGGCUCCGUCCCUUCACCCUGCCGCCUGUCGUUUGCCUUCUUCAGCGCUUGUAAGAUAUCGCUCGCUGUCAGCCUCUCCUCUUUCCUCUCUCUCUCUCUCUCUCUCUCUAUCUCUCUAUCUCUCUCUCUGGUUCUUUCCUCUGAUAGACACAUUCAGGGAACCUCUCAAAGAAUCACCUCGCCGUGCCGGUGCUCCUCUGGUCUUCUCUUGAGACAAUGAAAGAGGCAAAAACAUCAACAACAACAAUAACAAAGCAAAACAACAAAAAAAAAGAUUACAAACAAAGAAGUAAUCAAUCCUAGCAUGUCUAGUAUAGUGAUGACUAUGAUGUGGGUGCACAGUCGGUCACCCACUCACAGGAACCCUCAGCACUGUUAUGGGAAAGUCUCAAAGAUAUCCUCCUUUGAGCUCCUCGAAUCUCUAUCAGGGGACAAAAGCACACUCCCUCCAAGCCACACCGGGCCCUUCUUACCAUGCCCAGCCAAAGCACUGUAACUCCCCUGGGAUCAAUAUGCUAUGCAUAGACUAUCAAAGGCAUCCCGGUAUAAAACCGUGAGCUCCAUGCAAUCAAUCCAAGGUAUCGGUCUGUCAGACUACAUGGAGAAAGAUGGAGGGAUGUGCAGUAGAGGGGUGGGGAAAAAGGGAUGAUUAGGGUGGAUAAGGAGAGGAUGUUAUGAGAGGGCAGUUUACAGAUCCUCAGGCUCCUCAGUAAGAACAGUGUGGGAGUGAGAGAUCUUGAGAGUGAGGUCUUAUGUGUGAGAGUUUCUAUCAGGUUCUUGUUUUUCCUAACCCCCUCGUCCGGCCCACUCCCCUCACCUCUCUCGUCUGUGUUUCCAACUCAGCUCUCACCAAUCAGUAGAGGUACGGGAGUGAUGUAAGUGCUGCUAUGACUGCAUCCUCACCACAUGCUCACACACUCAGUGUGCGCGCAAACACACACACACACACACAUGCAAAUCUACAUACCCAUCUACAUGCACACAUACAGUAUGAGCACAUACACACACACACACUCAUACACACAAACACACAUGCGUACACACACAUGCACACGGUCAUUCCGCAACUCUUUCCAGAUGUGGUUGUGUGCCGUCAGAUCACUAAGUGGCUGUUUGCAUGUUAUAAGCAGAUGAAACAAAAACUAUAUAUAGAUAUAUAUAGAUAGAUAUGUUUUUCAUCAUUAUUUUCAAGCAUUAAAUGACAAUAUUGGGGGAUGGGUAACGUCUCCUACUGAAAUGUGUAUAUAUAUUUAAAAAGCAUAUUAUCCACUUCAACUGCAGGCGCAUACACAGUCCGACGCACAUGCUCGCAUGCACAUGCACAUACACGCGUGUGCACGCAAGCACACAUCCUCACCCAAACACACACACAUACCAAUAUUCUAACAUUCAAUACACUGAGGUCAUGUUGGUUUCAUCCCUUUGACGUGAACUUAAUCUAACCUUCUAGAUAUAUGUAAUGAUGUAGUGUAAUGCUCCAAAACCAUUUUAUUUGACAUUUUCUUUUCUUUUGAGAAUUAAAUAGGUCUAUCCUUUCGUUUCGUGUUAAGCUUUGAAAUCAUGAUCAACCAAACACUGUAACGUGAAACUGAUUCAUAUAUACACCUAUGAUAUAUGUCCCUUUCCCCCUUUGAAACAAAAUAGAAAAAAAUGCAGUAAAAAAAGAAUCAAAAGAGAAAAAUCACAAAAAAAAACAGUUUAAAUAUUCUGCUUGUGUGUAGUGAAUGUUCAUCGGUUGACUAGUGCCUAGAUGGCACAAAGCUGUUGAAUCUGACAGUGCAGACAUGUCAAAUAACCUUUUGUACACCGGAUCAUCAGUGUAAUGGUGAAAUAGUGUUCCUUUUUUUAUUAUUUUAUGAAUACUGGUAACGUGUUUUGUUUAUAAAUCACAAAUAAAUUUUCUUUCAUAAAUAUCUGAA